Molecule: messenger RNA, 363 nt
Organism: Rhodofomes roseus
Lineage: Eukaryota; Fungi; Basidiomycota; Agaricomycetes; Polyporales; Fomitopsidaceae
Exons: 1
Source: RefSeq, a predicted model, not a curated record
CUCAUUUCCGCAGGAGCUCACAAGCCAGUCCUUUCGCGCGCGUAUAACGAAGUUUCCGUCGGCGUGGACCCAGAGGAAGCACUGGUCAUUGCGAUACGCGAGGCACUCGACGCGCCAGAUAGUCCGUGGACUGCACUACUGGAGCCGAUCAUCGGGCCUCGCACACCUGAGGAGUAUCGAGCACAGGUGCGGGCGACGCUUGACGCAAGAAAGGACGCGAAGAACUGGCGAAAGAGGGCGAAGUGGUGGAAAAGCCAGGCGAAGGAGGCGGGACUCAAGGCUGCAAUCACUCCGAGUCCCUCGAAUAUCUCGAGUAUCGUGGAGGACCUUCCGGAGGAGCGACAACGUGCUUUGGACGAGUUA